GCGCACGCUUUUAACGGCACAUUUACUGGCAUUCAAACAAGUGCGAACGCAAUGGAUAUAAGUGUCGCAUUUGUGAUGCAUCUGCUUUUUGUGCUUAUAUACAUAGCAUCGCCAGGAUUGCAAGUAGCCGCCGCCGCCCAGCUAAUCGAAUUACAGCCCAUCAGCAGCGGCCCCACUGUUGCUCCAUUGGGCUGCCAUCGGCGCGUGUACACAUACAAAGUGACCCAGUCAGAUUUACAAGGACGCGAGUGCUGGGAUUAUGUCAGUGUCUGGAGUUGCUGGGGCCGCUGUGACUCCAGCGAAAUUUCUGAUUGGAAAUUUCCCUAUAAGCGUUCGUUCCAUCCAGUUUGUGUACACGCGCAGCGGCAGCACGCUAUGGCUGUACUAAAAAACUGCCAUCCAGAUGCAGACGAGAGCAUCAGCCGAUACAACUAUAUGGAGGCAGUGAACUGUCACUGUAAUACUUGCUCGACGCAGGAUACGAGCUGUGAGGCACCGUCCAACAAUGUCCUUGACGAAAAGACCGGCGUGAAAGUAUUGGCACUGACCGGCGCCGAUUCUGUCGAUUUGGACUAUUAGGCGUGACAGUUUUAGUUGUUGCUGCUGUGCCCACAACCGAUAAAGGUCGCGUAAUAAACGAUAUAUAGUACAUACAAUAUACAUAUACAUUAAGCUUAUAAAUCUUGCAAUGGUGCACUUAAAGCAUAUAUUUAUUUAA
This is a messenger RNA of Scaptodrosophila lebanonensis, 718 nucleotides long. RefSeq names its product thyrostimulin beta-5 subunit (gene Gpb5). Bases 52 to 579 code for a protein of 175 amino acids. The transcript is spliced from 2 exons. Gene Ontology annotation, biological process: G protein-coupled receptor signaling pathway. Lineage: Eukaryota; Metazoa; Arthropoda; Insecta; Diptera; Drosophilidae. The record is from RefSeq and is a predicted model, not a curated record. Gene Ontology annotation, cellular component: extracellular region; cytoplasm. Gene Ontology annotation, molecular function: hormone activity.